UUACGACUGGGUUGUAGAAAACACGACUUGUAAUGGCUUUUCCUCAUCGAUCACUUGGCACUCGAUCAGACAAAGAGAAGAAUCCAAGAGUUGGGCAAACUCGAUCUGGUUUAAGGGCUCUAACCCGAAAAAUGCUUUUUUCUAUGUGGGUUUGCCAUCUCGACAGGCUCCCCACGAGAUCAAGGUUAGUUUCAUGGGGAAUGCAGGUUUCUCCUCUAUGUGUUAUAUGCUCCAGAGAAGUUGAAACACAGUACCACUUAUUUUUAUCAUGUCCAUUUAGUCGAGCUAUAUGGGACAGGGUGUUUGUGAGGCUCAAGCUCCCCCCUCGCCUGUUUCAAACCUGGGAUGAUCUUAUUCUCUGGAUGUCAACCCCAAAUAGAACUUCGCUACCAAUUCUGAGGAAGCUUGUGGCACAGGCAACGGUUUAUGCGAUCUGGAAACAGAGGAACAAUAUGCUCCACAAUUCUCAGGUGAUAUCCUCGCAUGAAAUUUUCAAGCAGGAUGAACGAGAGAUUAUCAACUCCAUCACUGCCCGAAAGCAGAGAAAAAAGUUCAGAACCCUCAUGUCCCUUUGGAUUAUGUAAAAGGCUUUUGUCUUCUUCUUCUACGUCCGUCAGUUGUCAUUCCUUUGCUUUCUUGUUUUUUCUCUUUUUUGCUAAGGAACCAAAUCGUUCGAUAACUAAUUUGUAAUCCGAUUCAUUUUCAUUUAAUAUGAUAUUUACUGCUCUAGCAAAAAAAAAGAAUGAAUAGUUGUGUUUUAAA
Messenger RNA from Camelina sativa (false flax), 762 nucleotides. RefSeq lists its product as uncharacterized. The record is from RefSeq and is a predicted model, not a curated record. NCBI's taxonomy places the organism in Eukaryota, Viridiplantae, Streptophyta, Magnoliopsida, Brassicales, Brassicaceae.